AUGGGUGAUUACGGCAGCCGCGGAUACGGUGGUGGUUAUGGUGGUGGUGGUGGCGGCGGCGGCGGCGGCGGAGGCUAUGGCGGUGGAGGCUACGGUGGAGGAAGCUAUGGCGGAGGCGACCGCAUGGGUGGCCUCGGUGGUGGCCUCCGAUCCGUUGAUUGGGCCUCGCAAACGUUGACAAAGUUUGAAAAGAACUUUUACCGCGAGCACCCCAAGGUUUCUGCCCGCUCUGAUGCCGAGAUUGCGGACUUCCGUAAACAGAAAGAGAUGAAGGUUCAAGGGCGUGACAUUCCCCGCCCGGUGACGACCUUUGAGGAGGCUGGUUUCCCAGACUACAUUCUCACUACUAUCAAAAUGCAAGGCUUUACUUCUCCUAGUCCUAUCCAGUGCCAGGCCUGGCCUAUGGCGCUUAGUGGACGUGAUGUCGUCGCCAUUGCCCAGACCGGGUCCGGAAAGACCAUCUCGUUUGCUCUUCCCGCUAUGCUUCACAUCAACGCCCAGCCUCUUCUCAGCCCCGGAGACGGCCCCAUUGCGCUUGUCCUUGCUCCCACUCGUGAACUCGCUGUUCAGAUCCAGCAAGAGUGCACCAAGUUUGGAUCCAACUCGCGUAUUCGUAAUACUGCCAUUUACGGAGGCGCUCCAAAGGGUCCUCAAAUUCGUGACCUUCAACGAGGAGUAGAGAUUGUCAUUGCUACCCCCGGUCGUUUAAUUGAUAUGCUCGAGACUGGCAAGACCAAUUUGCGCCGCAUCACCUACCUUGUCAUGGACGAAGCCGACCGCAUGCUUGACAUGGGUUUCGAGCCCCAGAUCCGAAAGAUUGUUGGCCAAAUCAGACCUGAUCGUCAAACGCUCAUGUUCAGCGCAACAUGGCCCAAGGAUGUCCAAAAGCUCGCCUCCGAUUUCUUGACCGACUUUAUGCAAGUCAACAUCGGCUCGAUGGAACUCACCGCGAACCAUAACAUCAAGCAGAACGUCGAGAUCUGUACCGAUUUCGAGAAGCGCAGCAAGCUCAUCAAGCACCUUGACCAGAUCAGCAGCGAAAAUGCCAAGGUCUUGAUCUUUGUAGGCACUAAGCGAGUUGCGGACGAUAUCACCAAGUACUUGAGACAAGAUGGCUGGCCCGCACUCGCCAUUCACGGUGAUAAAGAACAACGCGAGCGUGACUGGGUGCUAGGCGAGUUCAAGAGUGGACGUUCGCCAAUUUUGAUCGCUACGGAUGUAGCGAGUCGUGGUCUCGCCACGCAGCUCUGGGAUGUGUCCUGGAGUGUUGCGGCUUUGGGACUGUUCCCAGAGUUGGUAGCCACGGGACUCGUCCCAGAGCUGUUGUCGGGAGUCCCGACGAGAUUCGUUCUCGUCGAGCCCACCCAUCUCUUUGCACAGGCCAUUCGAGAUAUUGUAUCUGACGUCAAGGAUGUUGGAUACGUCAUUAACUAUGACUUCCCUAACAACUGCGAAGACUAUAUUCAUCGUAUCGGUCGUACAGGGCGCGCUGGCCAAAAGGGUGUCUCAUUCACUUACUUUACCACAGAGAACGCUAAGCAAGCGCGCGAAUUGAUCACAAUCUUGCGCGAAGCCAAGGCUGAUAUUCCUUCGCAACUCGAGGAGAUGGCCAUGUACGGCGGCGGAGGUGGAGGACGUGGGCGCUACGGUGGCGGAGGAGGACGUGGUGGAGGCCGAGGUGGCCGUGAUGGUGGUUAUGGCGGACGCGACAAUGGCUACGGAAAUCGUGAAGGCGGUUACGGCAGCCGUGAUCGCGACUCACACGGCGGGGGUCGUGGGGGUGGGCGCGGUGGAGGAUAUGGCGGCGGUGACAGCCGAUGGUGA
Messenger RNA from Rhizoctonia solani, 1824 nucleotides. Its product is annotated as DEAD/DEAH box helicase. The transcript is spliced from 10 exons. NCBI's taxonomy places the organism in Eukaryota, Fungi, Basidiomycota, Agaricomycetes, Cantharellales, Ceratobasidiaceae. The record is from RefSeq and is a predicted model, not a curated record. Gene Ontology annotation, molecular function: RNA helicase activity; ATP binding; RNA binding. Gene Ontology annotation, biological process: rRNA processing. The coding region runs from base 1 to 1824 and encodes 607 amino acids. Gene Ontology annotation, cellular component: cytoplasm; nucleus; ribonucleoprotein complex.